AUGUCGAGCGCGCCCGUCGAAAACAACGAGGUGCCACCGGCGACCCAGGAGGCUCAGCAGAAUGAGGAAGAGGAGGUGAACCCCGAGCCCCAGGAGGCCAAGAUGCCGACGAGGAAGGACGUCUCGCUGAAGGAGUUCCUGAACAAGAUGGACGACUAUGCGCCAAUCAUUCCGGACGCAGUCACCAACUUUUACCUCGCCAAGGCCGGGCUGCCCCCGCCGCCGCAGACCGACCCGCGCCUCGCCCGCCUCCUCGCCCUGGCCACGCAGAAGUUCGUCGCGGACAUCGCCGCCGACGCGUACCAGUACUCCCGCAUCCGGGCGUCCAACACCAGCGCCAACAACCCGAUGGGCAACCUGGGGGCCGCGACCGGCAUCCCCAUCCCGGGCCAGGCGCAACCCAACGCCAAGGACCAGGGCCGCGGCGGGCCUUUGGGCGUACAGCGCGCUGGCUAUGGUGGCGGCGGGCAGGGCGGUACCCAGAACCGGACUGUGCUGACCAUGGAGGACCUAGGCAUGGCGGUGGGCGAAUAUGGAGUCAACGUCAAGAGGAGCGAGUUCUACCGCUAA
Molecule: messenger RNA, 570 nt
Organism: Truncatella angustata
Lineage: Eukaryota; Fungi; Ascomycota; Sordariomycetes; Amphisphaeriales; Sporocadaceae
Product: transcription initiation factor TFIID 23-30kDa subunit-domain-containing protein
Exons: 2
Coding region: 1-570 (189 amino acids)
Biological process (GO): transcription initiation at RNA polymerase II promoter
Cellular component (GO): transcription factor TFIID complex; SAGA complex; nucleus
Molecular function (GO): promoter-specific chromatin binding; RNA polymerase II general transcription initiation factor activity
Source: RefSeq, a predicted model, not a curated record